Messenger RNA from Tetrahymena thermophila SB210, 384 nucleotides. RefSeq names its product kinase domain protein. The record is from RefSeq and is a predicted model, not a curated record. Gene Ontology annotation, molecular function: ATP binding; protein kinase activity. The transcript has 2 exons. NCBI's taxonomy places the organism in Eukaryota, Ciliophora, Oligohymenophorea, Hymenostomatida, Tetrahymenidae. Gene Ontology annotation, biological process: protein phosphorylation.
AUGGAAUAGUAACAAGACAUUUAGCUUAAAUAUUAGGCACCUGUAUACAAAUUUCAAAGAAUUUUUGAGUAAAACUAAUAGAAACAUAAGGAGAGUAUGUUUGAUACAAAGGAUCUAAUAUCGAUUUAUAAUGAGCUUCAAAAGAAAGAGAUAUACUUAACAUCAUUCAUUUCAUAAGGUAGUUUUGGAUGUGUUUUUGAGGCUAAGUACAAAGAAGAAAUAGUAGCUGUCAAAUGUAGCAGAGUUAAUUUAGAAAAAAUCAAAGAAGAAGAAGAUAUCCUGAUAUUAUUAAAGGAUACUCCUUAUGUUUUUAAAUCUAUCGAAAAUUUUUUAAAUGAAACAAAAUCGAUAUACUAUCAGAUUACUAAAAGAUAUUUGUUUUGA